Messenger RNA from Aspergillus versicolor CBS 583.65, 1031 nucleotides. RefSeq names its product AAA-ATPase Vps4-associated 1 family protein. Lineage: Eukaryota; Fungi; Ascomycota; Eurotiomycetes; Eurotiales; Aspergillaceae. Gene Ontology annotation, biological process: vacuolar transport. The coding region runs from base 121 to 732 and encodes 203 amino acids. The record is from RefSeq and is a predicted model, not a curated record. The transcript has 4 exons. Gene Ontology annotation, cellular component: endosome.
CACAACAACUCGAUGUUCCAUCUCUCUCUCUAGCAUCCAUCGUGAUUUCAGUUCUGCAGCCCUUCCAUAUAGACAAUAUCCUAGAAUUUGCGAGAUUUAUCUCCUUUAUACGUUUGUAUAAUGGCAACCCAACUCCCCAAUAUCUGGCAUCUCCGCCGAGUGGCAGACACAGCCGCGCGACCCUGUUUGAUCUGCCACAAGCCAUCGAGUAGUGUCUUGAUCACACCGAACAGCAAGGACUUGUCGUUUAACGGACUACAGGACUACUUCUAUGUCUGCCCGAUUCAUCUUAAAGACCGCCACUUCUGUUCGCCAAUAGUCAAUGCGGAAGAAGAGGAGGCGAAGAAGAAAGCGCAGGCGAUGGAACAGGAGAUAGAGAAAGUGAAGAAGGAGUAUGAGGAAAGGCAGAAGAAGAAGAAGGAGAAGGAGAAGGACAAGAAAGACAAGAAUAAGGACGACAUUAAAGAUGCAUCCGAGAAUGACUCAAACAAGAAGGCAGACUCCGAUAAGAAGGAAGAGAAGGAACGAGAUGAUAAGAUUGAUGCUAUCAAGAAACAAAGCACAAGCACAUCCACAUCUGCGUCGGACGACUCGCCACGUAUUUUUGAGCUGCAUAAAAACUUUUACCAAAUGCGCAUCGACAGAAUGCGUAACAUGGAAGCCGCUAAGAGGAACCGCCAACGGCUUCAAGACCCCUCGUUCUUCCCGUCUGCUCCAUCUGGGGGACUGUGAGACUCUUUUUUUUCUGACGUUAAUGCACCUUAACUAUGCCUAAAGCAGGAGGGGCGUGACAAGUGUCAAAUCAGGAGUCAUCGCGCGACCUGGAUUGCAUAUUCGCAUAUACUAACGGGUAGUAAGUGGUGUGGUCGGGCUGAUGCUUGAGGAUGUGGUGGAUGUCUUUGUGCGCCUGGACGCACCGGCAGACACAGAAUUACCGCGCCCACAAGCCUUAUCCUUCACGAGGGCUGGCUUUAAUAUCUGCGCAGGAAAAACAGGAAUUCAUUUGUGUAACAUGCUACUUUUCGACAUCU